Messenger RNA from Saccharomycopsis crataegensis, 1455 nucleotides. RefSeq names its product lysine-specific demethylase. Gene Ontology annotation, molecular function: histone H3K9 demethylase activity; histone H3K36 demethylase activity. The transcript has 2 exons. Gene Ontology annotation, biological process: chromatin remodeling; regulation of gene expression. The record is from RefSeq and is a predicted model, not a curated record. Lineage: Eukaryota; Fungi; Ascomycota; Saccharomycetes; Ascoideales; Saccharomycopsidaceae. The coding region runs from base 1 to 1455 and encodes 484 amino acids. Gene Ontology annotation, cellular component: nucleus; chromatin.
AUGCCCCCCAUAAUGACCGAUAAUCCUGCUAUUUUGCCAGACCAUUACAGCAAUGGCCAUGUGCCUGUAUUUACUCCGACAAUAGACCAAUUUGCUGAUUUCAACAAAUUCGUGAAGGCCAUCAAUUCAUAUGGUAUGGAAUCAGGGAUUGUCAAAGUGAUUCCUCCAAAAGAAUGGGUCGAUGCAUUACCACAAAUCACCGCCGAAAAAAUCCUGUCGGUGAAGAUCAGAAACCCUAUUGUACAAAACAUCAACGGGGCAAAAGGAGUCUAUGUAGCGGAAAAUAUCGAAAAAAAGCGAACUUUCAGUUUACCAGAAUGGAAAAAACUUUCACAGAUGUCGAACCAUCAACCACCGUAUCCAAGAGGUGCGAAACGAAGACAAUCGAUCGUGAAAAACGAGGCUGCUGCCCAGAAAGUUGAUCAAACCGAGUUUGAUUAUAAUAUCAAUACCGAUGAUUUCACCCCCGAGCGUUGCGAGUUUUUGGAAAACAAUUAUUGGAAAACUUUGUCUUACGCUCAGCCAAUGUACGGAGCAGAUUGUCUCGGAUCGAUCUUUGAUGACUCCAUCGAUUGCUGGAACGUUGCCCGCCUCCCGAACCUUCUCGACUACUUGGACGCCCUGAUACCCGGGGUCAACGAUGCCUAUUUAUACGCUGGUUUAUGGAAAGCGUCAUUUGCCUGGCAUUUAGAAGACCAAGAUCUUUAUUCGAUAAAUUACUUGCAUUUCGGGGCCCCAAAACAAUGGUACUCGAUCCCUCAAACCCAGGCUCAAGAGUUUUAUUCAUUAAUGGUAGAAUCGUUUCCCGAAAACCAUAAACAGUGUUCGGAGUUUCUACGACACAAGACGUUCAUGGCCAGUCCAAGUUUCUUGGAAUCAAAGGGUAUCCAAGUCAACAAGGUCACUCACCAUCAACACGAAUUCAUCAUCACUUUCCCGUUCGGGUAUCAUGCGGGGUUCAACUACGAUUAUAAUUUGGCAGAAAGUGUGAAUUUCGCCUUAGAAGAAUGGCUUGAUAUGGGGUUGAAGUCCAAAAAAUGUGAAUGUAUUGCCGACUCUGUGGGGAUUGAUGUAGUAAAAUUGAUCAACGAUAUCAAAAAAUCUGGAGAUAACGAAGAAGUAAAUAAUUACCAAUUACCUGAAGAUAAAAUGGCUGCAAAAUUCAAUGAAAGGCAUUCAUUAUCCCCAUUGUCUAAGGAGCCUCUAAUUCAAAAACAAGAUGAUGAAUACGUGGGGGUGAAGAAAACUGAAGUAUUUAAACCUCUUAAAAUAAGGUUGAGGUUUUAUGGUGAUGGAAUUCUGCAAAAGAAAACCAAGAGAAAAUAUACUACUACUAUUACUACUACUACUAAUAAUAAUAAUAAUGAUGUUGAUGAUGAUGAUGAUGAUAAUAAUAAUGGUACGAUUGAAUCUGCAAAGAAACCUAAAAUUAAUGAUGGGUUUCUUGCCGUAUAG